CACAGGGAGGACAUUGUGGACUGCGUUGAGGAGGCUGUGUAGACCAUCGCCAGGCGGUUCUCUGGGUGUCUCUCUCGGGCUAUGCGUGUAUGGUAACGGUGUCACGUCUGGGAUGAAUUCAACACGCCUCCGUGCCUCUGUGGAUCUAAAUUAGCCAGGAAUAUGAGCAGAAGAAGAGGAUAAGCAAGCGCGGCGGCUGGCUUCCUGCAGGAUUUUUUGUCCAGGCUUUUUUUGUUUUUCCGUGGACAUGCUUGGUCUAUGGAGCAGAGCUGAGCGAAGCUAGCUGGCCGACUGUCCGGCUAGCGCACCAUUUCCAGUCUUUUGGAUGAUUGUUUAGCUGAAGAGCUGAUUUAUUUUGGAUCAGCGCUACCUCCCACCCUGUGGUAAAGGAGUCAGCAUGGGGGAGCCCAGUCUGGACGACGCCAAUGUCAAGGUGGCUGUUCGUGUACGGCCCAUGAACAGGAGAGAAAAGGAACUAAACACUAAAUGUGUUGUGGAGAUGUUAAAGAACCAGACCAUCCUCCAUCCAGCGGUGACUAAUCUGGGCAAAGGAGACUCCAGGAGUCAGCCCAAGGUCUUUGCCUAUGAUUACUGUUUCUGGUCCAUGGAUGAGACGGAUAAGGAAAAUUUUGCCGGUCAGGAGGUUGUGUUCCAGUGCCUUGGGGAAAGUCUUCUCCGCAAUGCCUUCCAGGGCUACAAUGCCUGUAUCUUUGCCUAUGGACAAACUGGUUCAGGAAAGUCGUACACCAUGAUGGGUUCAGUGGACCAGCCUGGGCUGAUUCCCCGGCUUUGCAGUGCUUUGUUUGAUCGAACCCAGAAGGAGCAGCGGGAGCAGGAAAGUUUCACAGUUGAGGUUUCCUACAUGGAGAUCUACAACGAAAAGGUCCGCGAUCUGCUGGAUCCCAAAGGGGGCAGACAAACUCUGAGGGUGAGGGAACAUAAAGUUUUGGGUCCCUAUGUGGAUGGCCUCUCUCGGCUAGCUGUGGCUAGCUACAAGGACAUUGAGUCUCUGAUGUCAGAGGGGAAUAAGUCUCGAACUGUCGCCGCAACCAACAUGAACGAGGAGAGCAGUAGAUCACACGCUGUCUUCAACAUCAUCCUCACACACACACUAAAAGAUUUGAAGUCUGGGACGAGUGGUGAAAAGGUGAGUCGGUUGAGUCUGGUAGACUUGGCUGGAAGCGAACGAGCAGCAAAAACCGGAGCAGCAGGGGAACGGCUAAAGGAAGGAAGCAACAUUAACAAGUCUCUGACUACGCUGGGUCUGGUGAUCUCAGCGCUGGCUGAACAGGGAACCGCCAAGAACAAGAACAAGUUUGUUCCUUACAGAGACUCAGUCUUGACAUGGCUGCUGAAGGACUGCCUGGGGGGAAACAGUCGCACGGCGAUGGUGGCAACCGUGAGUCCUGCAGCUGAUAACUUUGAGGAGACGCUUUCGACGCUGCGCUACGCCGACCGAGCAAAGAGCAUCGUCAACCACGCUGUUGUUAAUGAAGACCCCAAUGCUCGCAUCAUCAGAGAGCUCCGAGAGGAAGUAGAGAAACUACGUGUGCAACUCACCCAAGCAGAGUCAUUGAAAGCUCCAGAGCUGAAAGAUCGUCUGGAAGAGUCGGAGAAGUUGAUUCAAGAGAUGACCAUUACUUGGGAGGAUAAGCUUCGUAAAACUGAGGAGGUUGCACAGGAGCGUCAGAAGCAGUUGGAGAGUCUGGGUAUUUCUCUCCAGUCUUCAGGGAUUAAAGUUGGAGACGAUAAGAGCUUUCUGGUCAACCUUAACGCCGACCCUGCUCUCAAUGAACUGCUGGUGUACUACCUGAAGGAACACACAAAGGUGGGCUCAGCAGACUCUCAGGACAUCCAGCUGUGCGGGAUGGGUAUCCAGGCAGAGCACUGCUUCAUCGACAUCACGGCAGAUGCUGCUGUCAUGCUCAGCCCCUACCUCAACGCUCGGACAUGUGUAAAUGGUUCUCCAGUAACCAGCGCUCUGCAGCUUCACCAUGGUGACCGAAUUCUCUGGGGAAACAACCACUUUUUUAGGAUCAACCUGCCUAAGCGACGUUCUCGUGCAGCAGAGGAUGAAGAUGGCGAGGGUGGCGUAAUGAAGAACAGUGGAAGCAGUGAGCAGCUGGAUGCAGACGGUGAUACUGCCAGCGAAGUGUCCAGUGAAGUCAGCUUUUCCUAUGAGUUCGCCCAGACGGAGGUCAUGAUGAAGGCUCUUGGCAACAACGACCCCAUGCAGGCAGUCCUACAGUCUCUUGAGAGGCAACACGAAGAGGAGAAGCGCUCCGCUCUGGAGCGACAAAGGCAGAUGUACGAGCAGGAGCUCCAGCAGCUGCGUCGGAAGUUGAACCCGGACCGUCUGUCUACCGGCCAGUCUGGAGCGCCGGUGUCCGGCCAGCAAGGGCCAGGACAGCAGUCUCACUACCGCAGCCUUGAGAGACUCAGUACAGGAGGCAUGAGCCAUUCGACCAGUGCUCAGAGCAGAUUGAAGCAGUGGAAUGAGGACAGGGAGGCGGUGUUGGUGAGGAGUUUGCGGAGGUUACGGGAGCAGAUAGUGAGAGCAAACCUCUUGGUCCAAGAAGCCUGUUAUAUCGCAGAUGAACUGGAGCGACACACCGAGUACAGGGUCACCCUGCAGAUCCCGUCAGACAACCUCAACGCAAACCGCAAGAGGGACGCUGUACUCAGUGAGCCAGCGAUUCAGGUUCGACGUCGGUGUCGAGGGAAGCAGAUCUGGAGUUUGGAGAAGAUGGAGAACCGUCUAGUGGACAUGAGGGAGCUGUACCAGGAGUGGCAGGACUACCAACUGCAUGACCAUGACAACCCUUUGAUGCGCUCAUAUUUCCGUCGAGCAGAUCCAUUCUUUGACGAGCAGGAAAACCACAGUCUGAUUGGAGUUGCCAAUGUCUUCCUCUCCUGUCUAUUCUACGAUGUUAAGCUGCAGUAUGCUGUUCCCAUCAUCAACCAAAAGGGGGAGGUGGCAGGGCGUCUUCAUGUGGAGGUGGUGAGGGUCGGAGGGGGUUUAGAGGACAACAUGGCUGGAGGAGAUGAACCUGACAACAGCCAAGAUGAAAUCCAGGACCGUAAAUUAGUCUGCAUGAUUAAGAUCCUGCAAGCUACUGGUCUGCCACAGUACCUGUCCAACUUCGUCUUCUGUCAGUAUUCAUUCUGGGACCAGACUGAGCCAAUCAUCGUGGCUCCUGAGGUAGACCCAUCGUCCUCAUCGCCCAGCACCAAGGACCCACACUGCAUGGUGGUGUUUGACAGCUGCAAGGAGUUGGCGGUCUCCGUAUCAGAGGAUUUCAUCGAAUACUUGACCGAAGGGGCGGUCGCCAUUGAGGUGUUUGGACACAGACAGGCUGAUGCAGGCAGGAACCCUGCCCUGUGGGACCUCAGCAUCAUUCAAGCUAAAACACGCACACUACGAGACAGGUGGAGUGAGGUCACACGUCGUCUGGAGCUGUGGAUUCAAAUCCUGGAGAUUAACGAGAACGGAGACUUUGUCCCCGUUGAAGUGGUUCCUGCUAGAGAUAUCUGCACCGGAGGAAUAUUCCAACUUCGGCAGGGUCAGUCGAGGCGGAUCCAGGUGGACGUGCGUUCAGUUCAGGACUCGGGCACCAUGCCUCUGAUAGCAGAGAUUGUGCUUGCGGUGUCGGUGGGCUGUGUGGAGAUCAGGCCCACCGUAACCAACCAGGAGGAAGAUGAGAUGGACAGUUAUCAGGAAGGAGAUCUGGAUCGAUUGCGACGUCAGUGGUUAGUUGCUCUCACCAAGAGACAGGAAUACCUUGACCAGCACCUGCAGAACCUGGUCAGCAAAGCAGAGAAAACAGAAGAUGACAUGGAGAGGGAGUCUCAGCUGCUGGAGUGGCGUCUAACUCUGACAGAGGAGAGAAAUGCUGUCAUGGUGCCCUCUGCUGGCAGCGGCAUUCCUGGAGCACCUGCUGAAUGGGUUCCUCUGCCAGGCAUGGAGACUCAUAUUCCUGUCCUCUUCCUCAACCUCAAACCUGAUGACCUCAGCUCUCAAGAACAGUUUGAGGUCCCUGAAGCUGGAGGCUGGGAUGCCACCUUGAGUGGAGAGGAUGAGGAUGAGUUAUUUGACCUACAGAUCGUCAAACAUUACGAUGGAGAGGUGAAGGCAGAGGCGUCAUGGGACUCCACCGUUCAUGAGUGUCCGCAGCUCAGUCGUGGGGGAGCUUGGCCGGAGCAGCGGGUAUACCUGACAAUUCGAGUAGUGGUUCAACUGAGCCACCCCGCCGACAUGCAGCUGGUGCUGAGGAAGAGGAUCUGCGUCAACGUCAACCCCGGGCGCCAGGGUUUUGCCCAAAACUUACUCAGAAGGAUGUCCACCCGCAGCACCAUACCCGGCUGUGGGGUCACCUUCGAGGUGGUCUCUAACAUCCCCGGGGACGCCCCCGGUUCAGAGGACAGAGAGAUGCUGGCCCGACUCGCCGCCAGCGCUCACAACAGCCAGUCAGGCGAUGAUGAAGCCGCCAUCGAGAAAUACCUCCGCAGCGUCCUCAGUCUGGAGAACAUCCUCACUCUGGAUAGACUCAGACAGGAGGUGGCAGUGAAGGAGCAACUGGCUUCAAGAGGGAAAAGCAACAGAAGGAGUCUAAGUUCUCCAUCUGUCCACCGGCUGUCAGGAAGUAGACAGGACCUGUCCACAACCUGCCUGCUGGAUGAUAAGGUUCGAUGGGAGAGCCAGCAGGACAUCUUCAUGCCCUCUCAAUAUCACCGCACACUCCCCCGACCUGCCUCCUCCCCUUCCACCUACUCCACCUCCCCUUCUUCAUCCCCUACUCCCUUCGCCUCGAGCCCACAGCAGAACCAGGAACCAGAGCAAGGUCGUUCAGGACUUGCUACCUCUUAUCUUUCAGUUAAGGCGCUGGUUCCUCAGAUGCCCAAACUGCUCAAGUCUCUGUUUCCAGCGCGAGACGAGAAGAAGGAGCUGAGACCGUCGCCACACAGCCAGCAGCACAUGCCUCGUAUCAUGCCGCCAUCAGGAGGGGACGACAACAAAGUGAAGUCUGAGACGGCUGCUAUUCUACGGCCCCCGACCAAAGACAGGCGGCCAGAGUUCCCAGAAGUCCCUCCUCUUCCUGUGCAUGACCCGCAUGACAUCACACCCCUCAGCCCCCUCAGCCAGUCGUCAAGCGGCUACUUCUCCAGUAGCGUUUCUACGGUUACCCUGUCCGACGUCCUCCAGCCCUCCUUCUCGUCCUCCUCCCUCCUGGCUGCUGAGGCUGCAUUACCCGCUAACCCCCAGCAGCAGAGCGCUGACAGGAACGAUGUAAUGACCUCUCCUUCUCAGUGUGGCGCCGAGACGGCCACCGCUCCUCCUCCCGCCACUUCCCACAGCUCAGCCAAUCACAACAAUGUGACCGCAGAAAACUCUUUCUCCAAACAGAAGCUGCUCAACUCAGGAGGAGGAGGCAGCGAAGGUUUUGAAAGGCUGGAGAUCUUUGUGGACGAUGAAGAGCGUAGCCAUGACGACGAGCUGCCCGAGUGGCUGACAGAAGGCGUGUAUGUUACAGUAGGGAGCAAUAAGGCGGGGACGGUGCGCUACGUGGGAACAACGCAGUUUGCUGAGGGAGUGUGGGUGGGGGUGGAGCUAGACACUCCUGUAGGCAAGAAUGACGGUUCAGUCGCAGGCCAUCGCUAUUUCCACUGUAAACUGGGUUACGGGGUGCUGGUCCGCCCGGACCGGCUCUCCUGCCGCGAUCGCACUAGUCGGAGGACGGGAGAGUUCUCAUCUUCAGCCCACGUCCCCAUCCUGCGAGGAGAAACCAUCGUUUCCCGCCGGGGGGAAAACCGCAAAUCCUGGAGCAGUUGAAACAGGGAAAACAAGGAGCUGGUUGGGAGAGAUGAACUCCCCAAAUUCCUCCUCCUCCUCCUCUCUUCUUCUUCUUCCUCCUCCCAGCUAUGCAACUGGCUCACACAUCAGAACUGAUAUACUGCCUACUGUAGUUGGAAACUACACUCACUACAUCCGCUUGCGGUUAACGGAUGGAAAUAAAAUCUUUAUGAUAAAGACAGUAAAGAAACUAUAUAGAGCGAAUGCAAGCAAGUCAGUGACAGACUAUGCAGAGUAUAUAGAAGUCCAGAGAAGGACUAUUUAUCAUAACUACGGUAAGUGGAAAGAUGCUAAAUGAACAGCAGUCAGUGGGAAGACUGCUGAGAGUGAAUGGAAGUCGGUGCAGACGUCAUAUUGGGAGUGUCGGAGCUCUCCUGGGUUGUGGAUCGGAUGCCUCAGGGCUGCUUCCUACACACAGGGAUGCAAACUAUUCCCAGUUUACCCAGACGUGGUUUUUUUCAGCAUCUGUGAACCGUCUAAAUUUGAAGAUUAUAAUUUAAAUGAGGAGGUUUAUUAUAGAGCAGCAUAAUAAACACGUUUAUCAGCAUAAAAAAAAAAUCAAUUUUUUUCCAAUUGGAUGCAGGCAGAUGCUCUGAUUCGUCUCCACAUUUUCUUUCAUAAUGGAGAUCAUUCAUUGUGAGGAACUCUACUAAAAAUAUCAAGAACAAUGAAGCUGUGCUGAAAAAAGCUCCAACCUCAAAUCACAGCAGUUAAACUGACUGUGAUGUGUUUGCAUCCCUGCAUACGGGACACCCAAUCUGUUCGCCAGAUGUCCCAGAAUCCCCCUGCCCGCCCCCCCCCCCCGAACUCUGCAGGUCCAGUGUGCGGACCAGCACUUCAGCUCAUCUCUUGAGACUCGUCUCUCCCUCCUGGACUCCCCAUUUCUUUAAAAAAAACAAAAAAGACGGAUCCUCCCAGAAUGUGCCUUCACCGCGGCUCGGUUUGCAUUCGUUCUCUACAUAUUUAAUUUCUAUUAGCUGUGUUUGUGUUUAAGAGAAUGCCUUGUGCUAAGUGUGAGGUGAUCUCAGGGACUGCAGAGGGGAGGGGGGAAAGGACACGAAGGUGUGCAUGUGUAUGUGUAUGUGUGUGUGUGUGUGUGUGUGUGUAUUUGUAUAUGUUGUACAGUGUUGCCCUGUGUGCACAAAUAUGGUUUAAGUUGUGUUAAUGUUAAAAAACAAUGCGGAGCAGGAGAAGCCACUGUGGGAGUGAGUACUUGCUUGUACUGGGAGGCUUUAAAAAGUAAAAAUGUUUGCACUGGAGACGUAGGAUGAGAAGCUGUCUGUACGUGAACAGUUUGGUGUCGAAGUCAAGAUGCAGUGAAAGACGGAGAGGUGUUCAUAAUGUGUUUACAGAUUCCUCGAAACCAGCCUCGGUCAUGCGAAGACAGUGCAUUCGCUGCCAUCUGGACGUUGGCUGAUGACAUUUGGACACCAGGAGGCGCCGUGAGAGAGCGGAUCUGUCAGUGGGAGGAAAAAGGCAGGUGUACUAGUGAGGAGAAGAAAGUGAGACUUGAUUUGCUUCUAUGCAGUCGAUCAGUUGUUCUUUUUAAAGAAGCUAGAUUUAAUCUUUAAUUUCAAAAUGAUUGACAGGAGUGGGAGAAGGAGACGUAUGGAGCCGUGUGUUGGGAAAGUAUUAAUCAUAAAGGCAUUUCUGGCUGGUUUAUUCCUGUCACGUCUGGUGAGGAAAAUGCAAGAUGAUAUGGCAGACUUUGCUUUUUUUCUUUUUUUUAAAUUAGAUUUUUUUCACAUUUCACAUUCCAGAUGGUCUUAAACAUUUUAUAGCAAUAUUAUACCAUUGUAUUUAUUCAUGGAAAGCACGGACAGUUUCAUACUGUAUGAAUUCUAUCAGGCACUCAGUCAGCUUUACAUGUACAAGUGAGGUGAGUAUCUUCUGUAGCUCAGGAGGGAGAGCAAUAAAGUCUAAUCUCCCCUGAUGAUGAGUGGAGAGCUUGAUAAACGUGGGCUUUUAUCAGGUGGGGUAGGAUCUACCAAAAGAUGUGAUCAAGUUGCAUCAUGGGAAAUGUAGGAUCUAGUGUUACCAGUGAGCUGGGCUCAUAAGUCAGCCUCUGCUACUUUGAUUCAGACUUAUUUUUGUAUCGGUCUCUCUGUCUAUCUGUAAGUGUUGCAGCUGUGAGCUCAGAGGAAGGUGUUAGGAGUCAUGCGCCGUUGUCUCACCAUGUGAGCAGUAAGCGUGUUCUGAUUGGUCGAUUUUAAUGAUGGAAAAUGAAUAUUUCAACAUUAUUUGGGAUGCUUAAAUGUUGUAUCCUCAUAUCCUGAUGAUGACAAACCUGAACGUGCUAGUACACAUGUUAUCCAUGUCGUCUAAUGCAGGUCUGUAUCUGUAAGCUGUUUCUAUGAUGACAUUUAGUUUAUACUGUCUAAAAAUGACGACGCAUAGAAAUACAUUAUCUGGAAUAGAGCGUGCAUGUAAAAAGCGCUCAGUAUGUCCAAACACUAUCAUCUUUAUCAGAUAUGUUUUUCCAUUCCUUCUUAUCAACACGUCCUCUUAAUCCGAGAGGCGUGAAGUUAACUAUUUAUAUUUAAACGCUUGUACACAUGCCUUUAUCGCAUGAAAAUUGAUAAUUAAAAAAAAGAAAGAAAGCUUUUUUAUAUUUUAAUAAAUGUUGCACAAAUGAUUCUAUGUAAAUUGCUGCUAUUAGCGCUGUAAAUGAACCUGUAAACAGAUCAGUCGAAUCAUGGAAUCGUAUCUUACUGUAUGCUAGAUUUGGAAUUCAAAUAGUUUGGGGGUUUUUUAAAUCCCAGAAGGAGAAACUAAACUUUGGUUCGGUGACCAAUGUAUUUUUUAUGAAGCAGUAAAAUUCCUUUUUAAAAAAAGAGGCACUUUGUCAUGCGAGCCUUGAAGAAGAGAUGCUUCCUGCGUUGAUUUAUAAGGAGGAAACGACGAGAGGAGAGGAACUGAUAUAUCACCAUUAGUUUAUUAUGUGUGUAUUUAUUAUUAUCCAGUAUCAUCAUGGCCUUAAAGCCCGGGGACCUUGGAGUUCUUUGAUUGGUUGGUUACUGUAGGUUGUCAGUUGGCUGGUUUGUGAAGUGGCUUGUUGGUUAUUUUAAUAUGAUAUUGUGGUUCAUAACAGUUAUGUGGUAAUAAAGGAAAGGAGUAGUGUUGUUUGUGUGUGUGUUUGGGCGUGUGCAUGUGAAUGUUGGGUGGACCAGGUUUCGAUUCAGUCGUGUCCACGCCUUUGCCAAGAUGGGGGAAUGACCACCAGCUGCCACGGUUACGAAUUUCUAACACACAAACAAGGAGCGACACACCUCCCACACGUCCUGCUGGUGGACUUUCCCAUCCUGGCGUUAGCACCCGGGCAAAGUUUCAAGGGGUUUGAGAUCACUUCAGGCUUCUGGAUGUUCCUUUAUGUUGUUGUGCCUCAGAAACCAUGUGACCAUUGUAAUCUCCCCACACACUGUUUUCAUAUCAAUGCUUCACUUCAUUUGCACACAAAAAAACUUGUAUGUAAGAUGGGGAAGGAAGAAAAAAAUACAACCUUGAUUUUUAUAAUUCAAUGUUCUCAAGUUACCUGUUCUUUGAAUUUCACUUAAGUUCAUUUUUUUCUCUCUCUAAACAUUUCAAAGCAAUAUUCUUCACCAAUAAGCUACCUUUCAAGUUAAAAUAAAAACCUGAUUGAAUUGUGACGUAGCAGAGCUCUCCACACAGUUUCAGCAUCAUAAACACAUUUCUUUAUUAGAUGAAGUGUGAUGCUGACAUUAGAUGGAAAAAAAAGCUUGCUUGCAAGGCUGUGUGAUGCACAUGAUCCACAGUCAUUUUCAAUAAGGAACUGUAAAAAGAGGAAAACUAUCAUUAGUAAUAUAACGCUCAGAACGGACUGGAUAUGACCUCAUUCAGUGUUUCAAUGAGUGUAUCAACCAUCAGAACCACAUUUACUUCUGUUUUUAUUGAUGUGAUUUUGUCCGAGCAUUUCCACACUGCAUAUUAAUCUGUACAACUCUUCUGCUCCCCCCAGAAUGUUGUUUUUUCUCUCUCUCUCUCUCUCUCUCUCUCUCUCUCUCUCUCUCUCUCUCUCUCUCUCUCUCUCUCUCUCUCUCUCUCUCUCUCUCUCUCUCUCUCUCUCUCUCUCUCUCUCUCUCUCUCUCUGUCUCUCUCUCUGUCUCUCUCCCUCUCUCUCUCUCUCUCUCUCUCUCUCUCUUCUUUACUGUUUUAUUUCUGUCACUUUCUUUUAUUGUCUUAAAUGCUCCUGUUUUGCUCAGAUAUUUGAUCCUGUAUCUUUGCUCUGCUGCAUUUCCUGCAUCUCUGCCAACUUUGGGAUCACUCUUCUGGAGCUAAAUAUCCUACACCACCCCCUCCUCCUCCUCCUCCGCCUGCCUUAAUGUGGCCUUCCACCUGGAGCAAAACUGGUUAUAGCAGCUCUCUCUAACUAAAACACAUUACUGUUAAACAGUGUCGUUGUUUUAAAAAAGGAACAUAAAAAUAGUUCCAUCUUCCAAAAUAUUUAGUCAUGAGUCAUUUGGAGCUGUCAGGUUUUAUUACUGCCUUUUCAACCGGAGGGAAGGUCACCACAUCGCUCCUUGGAGGCUGCUGUCGAAUCUCAAGAGAGGAGGGAAAAAAAGGCCAGCUUCCACACAGGGAA
This is a messenger RNA of Scomber scombrus (Atlantic mackerel), 10451 nucleotides long. RefSeq names its product kinesin family member 13Ba (gene kif13ba). The record is from RefSeq and is a predicted model, not a curated record. Gene Ontology annotation, biological process: microtubule-based movement; regulation of protein localization. Lineage: Eukaryota; Metazoa; Chordata; Actinopteri; Scombriformes; Scombridae. The transcript has 39 exons. Gene Ontology annotation, cellular component: adherens junction. The coding region runs from base 398 to 5830 and encodes 1810 amino acids. Gene Ontology annotation, molecular function: cell adhesion molecule binding; microtubule motor activity; microtubule binding.